UCACACCCCCUGCCUCCUCAUGCCAUCCGCUCCCCCCCGCCCCCACCCUCCGCGUGCCCGCUCCCUUGCCGCCUCUUUUGACCCUCCCUGCCCCCCUCGCCGUUUCCCACCGCCCGCCAUUCGCUCCUCCCCGCCCGUGCGCUCCCCUCGUUUACCUUCUCCUCCCCCCUCCCCUCCUCUGCUGCACGCCUCUUCCUUCCCCUCGCCGACCCACUCCACUCCCUGCCCCUCCUCAAUCCGCACCCUGCCCCUCGUAUCUCGCCCCCCUAUGCUUGGUUUCUCCCCUCCCUGCCCCUCGCCGCCUUUCUCCGCUCCCCACCUCCCCCCUCUCCCUGCUCCCCCACUCUCCCCCCCUUGCCCUUGGCUUCCUACCUCCCUGCCCCACCUUUCCCCCCUCCGUGUGCUCAGCUUCUCCCCUCCCUGCCCCUCCCUCCUCCCCGCCCUGCCCCUCAUUUUCCGCCCCCCCACGCCCGGUUUCUCCCCUCCCCGCGCCUCCCUUUCUUUCUCCGUGCCUCUCCUUUGCUCCCUCCCUGCCCCCGCCUGCCCAUGCCCCUGUCUUUGGCUUCUCCCCUCCCUGCCCCACGUUUCUUCCCUCCCUGCCCCCCCUCUGCCCCUCCCUUGUUUUCCCCUCACCCAUUGCUUCUCCCCUCCCUGCCCUUGAUUUCCCGCACCCCUGCCCUUGUUUCCUACCAUCCAUGCCCCUCGUUUCCCCCCUUUGUACGUUCAGCCUCUUCCCUCCCUGCCCCUCCCCUCCUCCCCCCCUGCCCUUUGCGUUCCCCUCGCUUACGCUCCCUUCUCCCCAUCCCUGCUGCCCUCUUGCCACCAUCAGCCCAUCCGCACCACCAGCCCCCCUCCCACCCUUCUCUCCCCCCUCCCUCCCUUCUCUCUCUCUCUCUCUCUCUCUCUCUCUCUCUCUCUCUCUUUCUCACACACACACGCACACUCCCCUCCCCCACCCCCCCACCCACGUCCUCCCAUUCCGCCCCUCCCUGCCCCUUUCCCACCCCCUCGCACGCCCCUCACCUCCCACCUCCGUGCAACUGGUUUCCCCCCUAUGGUGCCUCCCUUGCAUCGCUCGCCCCGCUGCUCACCCUCUGCCCGCCCCUUUUCCGUGCCCUCAGCUGGCCCAGCCCCUGCCCGUUGCUGCCCCUCCCCUUGCCCCCUCAACUCCCCUGCCCCCCGUACACCCCAGUCCCAUCCAACCGCCCCCACCCUCCCCCGGCUGCCCGUUUCCGCUCUCCACCCCCGCGACCGUGUGCGGCUUCCAACCGCCCAACGGUGGUGCGCACGGGGCGUUUCUUCGCACGGGCAAGCCUCCCCGGGGGGCCCCCACCCCGCUGAGUCGUUUCACACCCCCUGCCUCCUCAUGCCAUCCGCUCCCCCCCGCCCCCACCCUCCGCGUGCCCGCUCCCUUGCCGCCUCUUUUGACCCUCCCUGCCCCCCUCGCCGUUUCCCACCGCCCGCCAUUCGCUCCUCCCCGCCCGUGCGCUCCCCUCGUUUACCUUCUCCUCCCCCCUCCCCUCCUCUGCUGCACGCCUCUUCCUUCCCCUCGCCGACCCACUCCACUCCCUGCCCCUCCUCAAUCCGCACCCUGCCCCUCGUAUCUCGCCCCCCUAUGCUUGGUUUCUCCCCUCCCUGCCCCUCGCCGCCUUUCUCCGCUCCCCACCUCCCCCCUCUCCCUGCUCCCCCACUCUCCCCCCCUUGCCCUUGGCUUCCUACCUCCCUGCCCCACCUUUCCCCCCUCCGUGUGCUCAGCUUCUCCCCUCCCUGCCCCUCCCUCCUCCCCGCCCUGCCCCUCAUUUUCCGCCCCCCCACGCCCGGUUUCUCCCCUCCCCGCGCCUCCCUUUCUUUCUCCGUGCCUCUCCUUUGCUCCCUCCCUGCCCCCGCCUGCCCAUGCCCCUGUCUUUGGCUUCUCCCCUCCCUGCCCCACGUUUCUUCCCUCCCUGCCCCCCCUCUGCCCCUCCCUUGUUUUCCCCUCACCCAUUGCUUCUCCCCUCCCUGCCCUUGAUUUCCCGCACCCCUGCCCUUGUUUCCUACCAUCCAUGCCCCUCGUUUCCCCCCUUUGUACGUUCAGCCUCUUCCCUCCCUGCCCCUCCCCUCCUCCCCCCCUGCCCUUUGCGUUCCCCUCGUUACGCUCCCUUCUCCCCAUCCCUGCUGCCCUCUUGCCACCAUCAGCCCAUCCGCACCACCAGCCCCCCUCCCACCCUUCUCUCCCCCCCUCCCUUUCCCUCUCUCUCUCUCUCUCUCUCUCUCUCUCUCUCUCUCUUUCUCACACACACACGCACACUCCCCUCCCCCACCCCCCACCCACGUCCUCCCAUUCCGCCCCUCCCUGCCCCUUUCCCACCCCCUCGCACGCCCCUCACCUCCCACCUCCGUGCAACUGGUUUCCCCCCUAUGGUGCCUCCCUUGCAUCGCUCGCCCCUCUGCUCACCCUCUGCCCGCCCCUUUUCCGUGCCCUCAGCUGGCCCAGCCCCUGCCCGUUGCUGCCCCUCCCCUUGCCCCCUCAACUCCCCUGCCCCCCGUACACCCCAGUCCCAUCCAACCGCCCCCACCCUCCCCCGGCUGCCCGUUUCCGCUCUCCACCCCCGCGACCGUUCACACCCCCUGCCUCCUCAUGCCAUCCGCUCCCCCCCGCCCCCACCCUCCGCGUGCCCGCUCCCUUGCCGCCUCUUUUGACCCUCCCUGCCCCCCUCGCCGUUUCCCACCGCCCGCCAUUCGCUCCUCCCCGCCCGUGCGCUCCCCUCGUUUACCUUCUCCUCCCCCCUCCCCUCCUCUGCUGCACGCCUCUUCCUUCCCCUCGCCGACCCACUCCACUCCCUGCCCCUCCUCAAUCCGCACCCUGCCCCUCGUAUCUCGCCCCCCUAUGCUUGGUUUCUCCCCUCCCUGCCCCUCGCCGCCUUUCUCCGCUCCCCACCUCCCCCCUCUCCCUGCUCCCCCACUCUCCCCCCCUUGCCCUUGGCUUCCUACCUCCCUGCCCCACCUUUCCCCCCUCCGUGUGCUCAGCUUCUCCCCUCCCUGCCCCUCCCUCCUCCCCGCCCUGCCCCUCAUUUUCCGCCCCCCCACGCCCGGUUUCUCCCCUCCCCGCGCCUCCCUUUCUUUCUCCGUGCCUCUCCUUUGCUCCCUCCCUGCCCCCGCCUGCCCAUGCCCCUGUCUUUGGCUUCUCCCCUCCCUGCCCCACGUUUCUUCCCUCCCUGCCCCCCCUCUGCCCCUCCCUUGUUUUCCCCUCACCCAUUGCUUCUCCCCUCCCUGCCCUUGAUUUCCCGCACCCCUGCCCUUGUUUCCUACCAUCCAUGCCCCUCGUUUCCCCCCUUUGUACGUUCAGCCUCUUCCCUCCCUGCCCCUCCCCUCCUCCCCCCCUGCCCUUUGCGUUCCCCUCGUUACGCUCCCUUCUCCCCAUCCCUGCUGCCCUCUUGCCACCAUCAGCCCAUCCGCACCACCAGCCCCCCUCCCACCCUUCUCUCCCCCCCUCCCUUUCCCUCUCUCUCUCUCUCUCUCUCUCUCUCUCUUUCUCACACACACACGCACACUCCCCUCCCCCACCCCCCACCCACGUCCUCCCAUUCCGCCCCUCCCUGCCCCUUUCCCACCCCCUCGCACGCCCCUCACCUCCCACCUCCGUGCAACUGGUUUCCCCCCUAUGGUGCCUCCCUUGCAUCGCUCGCCCCUCUGCUCACCCUCUGCCCGCCCCUUUUCCGUGCCCUCAGCUGGCCCAGCCCCUGCCCGUUGCUGCCCCUCCCCUUGCCCCCUCAACUCCCCUGCCCCCCGUACACCCCAGUCCCAUCCAACCGCCCCCACCCUCCCCCGGCUGCCCGUUUCCGCUCUCCACCCCCGCGACCGUGUGCGGCUUCCAACCGCCCAACGGUGGUGCGCACGGGGCGUUUCUUCGCACGGGCAAGCCUCCCCGGGGGGCCCCCACCCCGCUGAGUCGUUUCACACCCCCUGCCUCCUCAUGCCAUCCGCUCCCCCCCGCCCCCACCCUCCGCGUGCCCGCUCCCUUGCCGCCUCUUUUGACCCUCCCUGCCCCCCUCGCCGUUUCCCACCGCCCGCCAUUCGCUCCUCCCCGCCCGUGCGCUCCCCUCGUUUACCUUCUCCUCCCCCCUCCCCUCCUCUGCUGCACGCCUCUUCCUUCCCCUCGCCGACCCACUCCACUCCCUGCCCCUCCUCAAUCCGCACCCUGCCCCUCGUAUCUCGCCCCCCUAUGCUUGGUUUCUCCCCUCCCUGCCCCUCGCCGCCUUUCUCCGCUCCCCACCUCCCCCCUCUCCCUGCUCCCCCACUCUCCCCCCCUUGCCCUUGGCUUCCUACCUCCCUGCCCCACCUUUCCCCCCUCCGUGUGCUCAGCUUCUCCCCUCCCUGCCCCUCCCUCCUCCCCGCCCUGCCCCUCAUUUUCCGCCCCCCCACGCCCGGUUUCUCCCCUCCCCGCGCCUCCCUUUCUUUCUCCGUGCCUCUCCUUUGCUCCCUCCCUGCCCCCGCCUGCCCAUGCCCCUGUCUUUGGCUUCUCCCCUCCCUGCCCCACGUUUCUUCCCUCCCUGCCCCCCCUCUGCCCCUCCCUUGUUUUCCCCUCACCCAUUGCUUCUCCCCUCCCUGCCCUUGAUUUCCCGCACCCCUGCCCUUGUUUCCUACCAUCCAUGCCCCUCGUUUCCCCCCUUUGUACGUUCAGCCUCUUCCCUCCCUGCCCCUCCCCUCCUCCCCCCCUGCCCUUUGCGUUCCCCUCGUUACGCUCCCUUCUCCCCAUCCCUGCUGCCCUCUUGCCACCAUCAGCCCAUCCGCACCACCAGCCCCCCUCCCACCCUUCUCUCCCCCCUCCCUUUCCCUCUCUCUCUCUCUCUCUCUCUCUCUCUCUCUUUCUCACACACACACGCACACUCCCCUCCCCCACCCCCCCACCCACGUCCUCCCAUUCCGCCCCUCCCUGCCCCUUUCCCACCCCCUCGCACGCCCCUCACCUCCCACCUCCGUGCAACUGGUUUCCCCCCUAUGGUGCCUCCCUUGCAUCGCUCGCCCCUCUGCUCACCCUCUGCCCGCCCCUUUUCCGUGCCCUCAGCUGGCCCAGCCCCUGCCCGUUGCUGCCCCUCCCCUUGCCCCCUCAACUCCCCUGCCCCCCGUACACCCCAGUCCCAUCCAACCGCCCCCACCCUCCCCCGGCUGCCCGUUUCCGCUCUCCACCCCCGCGACCGUUCACACCCCCUGCCUCCUCAUGCCAUCCGCUCCCCCCCGCCCCCACCCUCCGCGUGCCCGCUCCCUUGCCGCCUCUUUUGACCCUCCCUGCCCCCCUCGCCGUUUCCCACCGCCCGCCAUUCGCUCCUCCCCGCCCGUGCGCUCCCCUCGUUUACCUUCUCCUCCCCCCUCCCCUCCUCUGCUGCACGCCUCUUCCUUCCCCUCGCCGACCCACUCCACUCCCUGCCCCUCCUCAAUCCGCACCCUGCCCCUCGUAUCUCGCCCCCCUAUGCUUGGUUUCUCCCCUCCCUGCCCCUCGCCGCCUUUCUCCGCUCCCCACCUCCCCCCUCUCCCUGCUCCCCCACUCUCCCCCCCUUGCCCUUGGCUUCCUACCUCCCUGCCCCACCUUUCCCCCCUCCGUGUGCUCAGCUUCUCCCCUCCCUGCCCCUCCCUCCUCCCCGCCCUGCCCCUCAUUUUCCGCCCCCCCACGCCCGGUUUCUCCCCUCCCCGCGCCUCCCUUUCUUUCUCCGUGCCUCUCCUUUGCUCCCUCCCUGCCCCCGCCUGCCCAUGCCCCUGUCUUUGGCUUCUCCCCUCCCUGCCCCACGUUUCUUCCCUCCCUGCCCCCCCUCUGCCCCUCCCUUGUUUUCCCCUCACCCAUUGCUUCUCCCCUCCCUGCCCUUGAUUUCCCGCACCCCUGCCCUUGUUUCCUACCAUCCAUGCCCCUCGUUUCCCCCCUUUGUACGUUCAGCCUCUUCCCUCCCUGCCCCUCCCCUCCUCCCCCCCUGCCCUUUGCGUUCCCCUCGUUACGCUCCCUUCUCCCCAUCCCUGCUGCCCUCUUGCCACCAUCAGCCCAUCCGCACCACCAGCCCCCCUCCCACCCUUCUCUCCCCCCCUCCCUUUCCCUCUCUCUCUCUCUCUCUCUCUCUCUCUCUCUUUCUCACACACACACGCACACUCCCCUCCCCCACCCCCCACCCACGUCCUCCCAUUCCGCCCCUCCCUGCCCCUUUCCCACCCCCUCGCACGCCCCUCACCUCCCACCUCCGUGCAACUGGUUUCCCCCCUAUGGUGCCUCCCUUGCAUCGCUCGCCCCGCUGCUCACCCUCUGCCCGCCCCUUUUCCGUGCCCUCAGCUGGCCCAGCCCCUGCCCGUUGCUGCCCCUCCCCUUGCCCCCUCAACUCCCCUGCCCCCCGUACACCCCAGUCCCAUCCAACCGCCCCCACCCUCCCCCGGCUGCCCGUUUCCGCUCUCCACCCCCGCGACCGUUCACACCCCCUGCCUCCUCAUGCCAUCCGCUCCCCCCCGCCCCCACCCUCCGCGUGCCCGCUCCCUUGCCGCCUCUUUUGACCCUCCCUGCCCCCCUCGCCGUUUCCCACCGCCCGCCAUUCGCUCCUCCCCGCCCGUGCGCUCCCCUCGUUUACCUUCUCCUCCCCCCUCCCCUCCUCUGCUGCACGCCUCUUCCUUCCCCUCGCCGACCCACUCCACUCCCUGCCCCUCCUCAAUCCGCACCCUGCCCCUCGUAUCUCGCCCCCCUAUGCUUGGUUUCUCCCCUCCCUGCCCCUCGCCGCCUUUCUCCGCUCCCCACCUCCCCCCUCUCCCUGCUCCCCCACUCUCCCCCCCUUGCCCUUGGCUUCCUACCUCCCUGCCCCACCUUUCCCCCCUCCGUGUGCUCAGCUUCUCCCCUCCCUGCCCCUCCCUCCUCCCCGCCCUGCCCCUCAUUUUCCGCCCCCCCACGCCCGGUUUCUCCCCUCCCCGCGCCUCCCUUUCUUUCUCCGUGCCUCUCCUUUGCUCCCUCCCUGCCCCCGCCUGCCCAUGCCCCUGUCUUUGGCUUCUCCCCUCCCUGCCCCACGUUUCUUCCCUCCCUGCCCCCCCUCUGCCCCUCCCUUGUUUUCCCCUCACCCAUUGCUUCUCCCCUCCCUGCCCUUGAUUUCCCGCACCCCUGCCCUUGUUUCCUACCAUCCAUGCCCCUCGUUUCCCCCCUUUGUACGUUCAGCCUCUUCCCUCCCUGCCCCUCCCCUCCUCCCCCCCUGCCCUUUGCGUUCCCCUCGUUACGCUCCCUUCUCCCCAUCCCUGCUGCCCUCUUGCCACCAUCAGCCCAUCCGCACCACCAGCCCCCCUCCCACCCUUCUCUCCCCCCCUCCCUUUCCCUCUCUCUCUCUCUCUCUCUCUCUCUCUCUCUCUCUUUCUCACACACACACGCACACUCCCCUCCCCCACCCCCCACCCACGUCCUCCCAUUCCGCCCCUCCCUGCCCCUUUCCCACCCCCUCGCACGCCCCUCACCUCCCACCUCCGUGCAACUGGUUUCCCCCCUAUGGUGCCUCCCUUGCAUCGCUCGCCCCGCUGCUCACCCUCUGCCCGCCCCUUUUCCGUGCCCUCAGCUGGCCCAGCCCCUGCCCGUUGCUGCCCCUCCCCUUGCCCCCUCAACUCCCCUGCCCCCCGUACACCCCAGUCCCAUCCAACCGCCCCCACCCUCCCCCGGCUGCCCGUUUCCGCUCUCCACCCCCGCGACCGUUCACACCCCCUGCCUCCUCAUGCCAUCCGCUCCCCCCCGCCCCCACCCUCCGCGUGCCCGCUCCCUUGCCGCCUCUUUUGACCCUCCCUGCCCCCCUCGCCGUUUCCCACCGCCCGCCAUUCGCUCCUCCCCGCCCGUGCGCUCCCCUCGUUUACCUUCUCCUCCCCCCUCCCCUCCUCUGCUGCACGCCUCUUCCUUCCCCUCGCCGACCCACUCCACUCCCUGCCCCUCCUCAAUCCGCACCCUGCCCCUCGUAUCUCGCCCCCCUAUGCUUGGUUUCUCCCCUCCCUGCCCCUCGCCGCCUUUCUCCGCUCCCCACCUCCCCCCUCUCCCUGCUCCCCCACUCUCCCCCCCUUGCCCUUGGCUUCCUACCUCCCUGCCCCACCUUUCCCCCCUCCGUGUGCUCAGCUUCUCCCCUCCCUGCCCCUCCCUCCUCCCCGCCCUGCCCCUCAUUUUCCGCCCCCCCCACGCCCGGUUUCUCCCCUCCCCGCGCCUCCCUUUCUUUCUCCGUGCCUCUCCUUUGCUCCCUCCCUGCCCCCGCCUGCCCAUGCCCCUGUCUUUGGCUUCUCCCCUCCCUGCCCCACGUUUCUUCCCUCCCUGCCCCCCCUCUGCCCCUCCCUUGUUUUCCCCUCACCCAUUGCUUCUCCCCUCCCUGCCCUUGAUUUCCCGCACCCCUGCCCUUGUUUCCUACCAUCCAUGCCCCUCGUUUCCCCCCUUUGUACGUUCAGCCUCUUCCCUCCCUGCCCCUCCCCUCCUCCCCCCCUGCCCUUUGCGUUCCCCUCGCUACGCUCCCUUCUCCCCAUCCCUGCUGCCCUCUUGCCACCAUCAGCCCAUCCGCACCACCAGCCCCCCUCCCACCCUUCUCUCCCCCCCUCCCUUUCCCUCUCUCUCUCUCUCUCUCUCUCUCUCUUUCUCACACACACACGCACACUCCCCUCCCCCACCCCCCACCCACGUCCUCCCAUUCCGCCCCUCCCUGCCCCUUUCCCACCCCCUCGCACGCCCCUCACCUCCCACCUCCGUGCAACUGGUUUCCCCCCUAUGGUGCCUCCCUUGCAUCGCUCGCCCCGCUGCUCACCCUCUGCCCGCCCCUUUUCCGUGCCCUCAGCUGGCCCAGCCCCUGCCCGUUGCUGCCCCUCCCCUUGCCCCCUCAACUCCCCUGCCCCCCGUACACCCCAGUCCCAUCCAACCGCCCCCACCCUCCCCCGGCUGCCCGUUUCCGCUCUCCACCCCCGCGACCGUGUGCGGCUUCCAACCGCCCAACGGUGGUGCGCACGGGGCGUUUCUUCGCACGGGCAAGCCUCCCCGGGGGGCCCCCACCCCGCUGAGUCGUUUCACACCCCCUGCCUCCUCAUGCCAUCCGCUCCCCCCCGCCCCCACCCUCCGCGUGCCCGCUCCCUUGCCGCCUCUUUUGACCCUCCCUGCCCCCCUCGCCGUUUCCCACCGCCCGCCAUUCGCUCCUCCCCGCCCGUGCGCUCCCCUCGUUUACCUUCUCCUCCCCCCUCCCCUCCUCUGCUGCACGCCUCUUCCUUCCCCUCGCCGACCCACUCCACUCCCUGCCCCUCCUCAAUCCGCACCCUGCCCCUCGUAUCUCGCCCCCCUAUGCUUGGUUUCUCCCCUCCCUGCCCCUCGCCGCCUUUCUCCGCUCCCCACCUCCCCCCUCUCCCUGCUCCCCCACUCUCCCCCCCUUGCCCUUGGCUUCCUACCUCCCUGCCCCACCUUUCCCCCCUCCGUGUGCUCAGCUUCUCCCCUCCCUGCCCCUCCCUCCUCCCCGCCCUGCCCCUCAUUUUCCGCCCCCCCACGCCCGGUUUCUCCCCUCCCCGCGCCUCCCUUUCUUUCUCCGUGCCUCUCCUUUGCUCCCUCCCUGCCCCCGCCUGCCCAUGCCCCUGUCUUUGGCUUCUCCCCUCCCUGCCCCACGUUUCUUCCCUCCCUGCCCCCCCUCUGCCCCUCCCUUGUUUUCCCCUCACCCAUUGCUUCUCCCCUCCCUGCCCUUGAUUUCCCGCACCCCUGCCCUUGUUUCCUACCAUCCAUGCCCCUCGUUUCCCCCCUUUGUACGUUCAGCCUCUUCCCUCCCUGCCCCUCCCCUCCUCCCCCCCUGCCCUUUGCGUUCCCCUCGCUACGCUCCCUUCUCCCCAUCCCUGCUGCCCUCUUGCCACCAUCAGCCCAUCCGCACCACCAGCCCCCCUCCCACCCUUCUCUCCCCCCCCUCCCUUUCCCUCUCUCUCUCUCUCUCUCUUUCUCACACACACACGCACACUCCCCUCCCCCACCCCCCACCCACGUCCUCCCAUUCUGCCCCUCCCUGCCCCUUUCCCACCCCCUCGCACGCCCCUCACCUCCCACCUCCGUGCAACUGGUUUCCCCCCUAUGGUGCCUCCCUUGCAUCGCUCGCCCCUCUGCUCACCCUCUGCCCGCCCCUUUUCCGUGCCCUCAGCUGGCCCAGCCCCUGCCCGUUGCUGCCCCUCCCCUUGCCCCCUCAACUCCCCUGCCCCCCGUACACCCCAGUCCCAUCCAACCGCCCCCACCCUCCCCCGGCUGCCCGUUUCCGCUCUCCACCCCCGCGACCGUUCACACCCCCUGCCUCCUCAUGCCAUCCACUCCCCCCCGCCCCCACCCUCCGCGUGCCCGCUCCCUUGCCGCCUCUUUUGACCCUCCCUGCCCCCCUCGCCGUUUCCCACCGCCCGCCAUUCGCUCCUCCCCGCCCGUGCGCUCCCCUCGUUUACCUUCUCCUCCCCCCUCCCCUCCUCUGCUGCACGCCUCUUCCUUCCCCUCGCCGACCCACUCCACUCCCUGCCCCUCCUCAAUCCGCACCCUGCCCCUCGUAUCUCGCCCCCCUAUGCUUGCUUCUCCCCUCCCUGCCCCUCCCUCCUCCCCGCCCUGCCCCUCAUUUUCCGCCCCCCCACGCCCGGUUUCUCCCCUCCCCGCGCCUCCCUUUCUUUCUCCGUGCCUCUCCUUUGCUCCCUCCCUGCCCCCGCCUGCCCAUGCCCCUGUCUUUGGCUUCUCCCCUCCCUGCCCCACGUUUCUUCCCUCCCUGCCCCCCCUCUGCCCCUCCCUUGUUUUCCCCUCACCCAUUGCUUCUCCCCUCCCUGCCCUUGAUUUCCCGCACCCCUGCCCUUGUUUCCUACCAUCCAUGCCCCUCGUUUCCCCCCUUUGUACGUUCAGCCUCUUCCCUCCCUGCCCCUCCCCUCCUCCCCCCCUGCCCUUUGCGUUCCCCUCGUUACGCUCCCUUCUCCCCAUCCCUGCUGCCCUCUUGCCACCAUCAGCCCAUCCGCACCACCAGCCCCCCUCCCACCCUUCUCUCCCCCCCUCCCUUUCCCUCUCUCUCUCUCUCUCUCUCUCUCUCUCUCUUUCUCACACACACACGCACACUCCCCUCCCCAACCCCCCACCCACGUCCUCCCAUUCCGCCCCUCCCUGCCCCUUUCCCACCCCCUCGCACGCCCCUCACCUCCCACCUCCGUGCAACUGGUUUCCCCCCUAUGGUGCCUCCCUUGCAUCGCUCGCCCCUCUGCUCACCCUCUGCCCGCCCCUUUUCCGUGCCCUCAGCUGGCCCAGCCCCUGCCCGUUGCUGCCCCUCCCCUUGCCCCCUCAACUCCCCUGCCCCCCGUACACCCCAGUCCCAUCCAACCGCCCCCACCCUCCCCCGGCUGCCCGUUUCCGCUCUCCACCCCCGCGACCGUGUGCGGCUUCCAACCGCCCAACGGUGGUGCGCACGGGGCGUUUCUUCGCACGGGCAAGCCUCCCCGGGGGGCCCCCACCCCGCUGA
Molecule: messenger RNA, 11438 nt
Organism: Closterium sp. Naga37s-1
Lineage: Eukaryota; Viridiplantae; Streptophyta; Zygnematophyceae; Desmidiales; Closteriaceae
Source: the annotation of a GenBank genome assembly